Messenger RNA from Betta splendens (Siamese fighting fish), 4669 nucleotides. Its product is annotated as nebulette-like. Bases 116 to 3334 code for a protein of 1072 amino acids. Gene Ontology annotation, cellular component: Z disc. Gene Ontology annotation, molecular function: actin filament binding. Gene Ontology annotation, biological process: cardiac muscle thin filament assembly. The record is from RefSeq and is a predicted model, not a curated record. The transcript is spliced from 26 exons. NCBI's taxonomy places the organism in Eukaryota, Metazoa, Chordata, Actinopteri, Anabantiformes, Osphronemidae.
GUGAAAUGAAUGUGUGCUUCUUUAACAGAAGUACAAGCAGAGCGGGAAGGCAUGUCUGUCAUCCAGCUUGUACGCUCAGCUGCUGCAGACGCCUGAGACGCAGCUCGCUGCCAAAAUGUCGGAGCUGCAGAGUGAGAAUAAGUACAGAGAGUCUGGGAUGAGGAGCCGAACGCAGGCGCUUUUCUCUCAGCUGCCAGAGACACCACAGAUUCAGUUGGCGAAAAGCGUCUCUGAGCUGCAGAGUCAGGUCAAGUACAAGGAGGCGAGCAAGAAGGAGACAGGCAGCUGCCUGUAUCACCAGCUGCCUGAGACGCUGGAGACGCAACACGCUAAGGAGGCGACAGAGCUGCAGAGUCAGGUGAAGUACAAAGAAGCUAAGAAGGAGCUGAGCACCAACCUUUACUCUCUACUGCCAGAGACUGAGGAGAUAAAGUUCGCUAAAGCCAUCAUGGAGCUUCAGAGUGAGAAUAAAUACAAGCAGAACGGCGGGCAGGAGACCAGCAGCAGUGUUUUUCACCACAUGGCAGAAACCAAAGAAAGUCAGUUUGCUAAGCAGAUGUCUGAGCUUCAGAGUGAGGUGAAGUACAAGAAGGACAAGGAGGAUCUGCCCAACACGCUGUACUCUUUGCUGCCAGAGACUCUGGAGACUCAGUUUGUUAAAGAGAUGUCUGAGACGCACAGCGAGAGCAAAUACAAGGAGGCCGGGAAGAAGCAGCUGGGAAACAGUUUGUAUUCUGUGCUGCCUGAGACUAAAGAAACCCAACACGCCAAGGAGAAGACUCAGCUGUGCAGCGAGAAAGCCUACAGAGAGGAGGGCAGGAAGGAGGCGAGCUGCUCGCUCUACGCCCGCAUGCCCCAGACCAUCGAAACCGUCUUGGCCAAAGAGCAGAGCAGGACGCAGAGCGACAAACUGUAUAAGGAGAAAUACAACCGUGAGAAGGGAAAGUCCAGCUACAUCAGUAUGGAGAAGCUUCCUGAGGUGGAGCACGCCAUGGAGGUCGCCAGGAACCAGAGCCAUGUCAGCUACAGAAAAGGCAAAGAGGAUCUUCACCACUACAAGGCGGUGUCGGACAGACCCGACAUCGUCAGCGCCACCAACGCUGCUAAACUGGCCAGUGAUGUGGCCUACAAGCGCCAAACCAAUCCACCAACCCACAGCGACGGCUCUUUGUUGGCCAGAACAGACAUCCAACACGCCAAGGAGGUGUCCAAGCUGGCCAGCCAGGUCAAGUAUAAGGAGAGCUGCGACAUGCGGCCUUGCUACAACCCGCUGGACUGUCUGUCCUUCAAACAGACGCAAGCUGCUGCUGCUCUGGCCAGUCAGGUGCAGUACAAGAAGAACCAGAACCAGAGAGCAGAAGGUUCCUCAGACCUGCCCAACUUGGUGCAGCUGGAGCACGUGCUGGCUGCCAGCAAGCUGCAAAGCAAUGUGGAGUACAAGAAGAAGUACGAGCAGACCAAGGCUCAUUACCACUUGGCUGUGGACACGGCUGAACAGCUCCACCACAAGGAGAACGCGGUGCUGCACAGCCAGGUCAAGUACAGAGAAGAGUAUGAGAAGAGCAAAGGCCGAUCGCAGAUGGAGUUUGGAGACACUCAGAUGUACAAAGUGUGGAAAGAAGCUCAGAAGAUGCAGAGUGAGAGGGAGUAUCGGCGGGAGUAUGAGGAGCAGGUGAAGGGGAAAGCCUUGGUGGAUGUGGAGCAGACCCCCGUGUACCUGACGGCCCGUCACGCCAGCAGCCUGCUGAGCGAGAAGGAGUACAGGAAGGACCUGGAGCGAGAGGUGAAGGGACGUGGCCUGUCCGGCGUGGGCCUGGAGGAGACGCCUGAGCUGCUGAGAGUGAAGAAAGCAAAUCAGAUACUGAACCAGAAGGAGUACCGCAAAGACCUGGAAACGGAGAUUGUGGGUAAAGGCAUGGAGCUGAGCGCCGAUGUCCUGGAGAUACAAAGAGUCAAGAGAGCGUCAGAGAUCCAGAGCCAGAAGAAGUAUAAGGACGACGCCGAGCGUCUGAGGGGGAGCUACCACGCGGUGCCGGAGACGCCGGAGAUGGAGCGAGUCCGAGCCAACCAGAGACACGUCAGCUCCCUGCGCUACUGCUGGGACUCCAAGCUAAUGCGAGGCCUGAUGUCGUCAGUCACAGAGACGCCGGAGAUCGUCCUCGCCAGAGAGAACGCCAAGAGGAUCAGCGAUGUCCAGUACAGAGAGGAGGUGGGUCGGGGCACCGCCGUCGUGGACACACCUGAGCUGGAGCGAGUCCGACGGAACCAGGAGAACAUCAGCUCAGUCCGGUACAAACAGAAUACACUGAAGGCCACCAGUGUUGGAGUGACUCCAGAACUGGAGCGAGUCCGACAAAACCAGGAGAACAUCAGCUCGGCAAGACUCAGACCGAGACGCACACAGAUGCUUGGUUUGUCGCUUUGCUUGACAAUUUUUUGUGAACAGGUGAGGUACCAGCGCGGGCUGCAGGAGGUCCGGGGCCACAGCUGCACUGAGCUGGACACGCCUGAGUACCGGCGAGUCAGGAAGAGUCAGGACUCGGUCUCCAUGGCCAAGUACCAUGAAGACUUCGAGCGAGCGCGCGGCCGCGGCUUCACGCCGGGGCUGGACGAUCCCAGCAUGGAGCGCUACCAGAGAGCCAAUCAGAUGAUGGCAGAGGCGGGCUACAAGGGGAUGCAUCCCGGAAUGGAGACGGACAGACGACCGGGAGGCAUCAUCGUAGACCUAAAGGUGUGGCGGACCAACCCCGGCUCCAUCUUUGAUUUUGACCCUCUGGAAGACAACAUCCAGUCCAGGAGCCUCCGCAUGAUCUCUGGUACUGGGACUGUCCCAGCGCCUGCUGGAGGCUUUAUCCUCGUUCAGAUAGAAACGUGUUUUAUAUGUAAGUUCACAGUAGCGCUGACUGGACCGUGUCCUUCCUGCCCGCCAGAGCGGGCCGACUGCACCCUGAGCCGACAGCCCUCCCAGCAGUCUGUCAGCUCGCUGACCUCUGACCUCUACGACUGUAGUAGCACCGGAACCCCGGCUCCGGUCCUGCCCGGGGCCUACCACCAGGGGGCGCCAGUGCAGCAGCAGCAGUAUCACCACGGCUACAUGCACCAGACCAGCAUGUCAUCGGUCCGAUCCGUCACUUCCCCACCGCACUCAGGCACUAUGCGUGUUUACCGGGCGCUGUAUGACUACGCAGCUCAGGACCAUGACGAGGUGUCCUUCAGGGAUGGGGACGUCAUCAUCAAUGCUCAGCACAUCGAUGAAGGCUGGAUGUACGGCACUGUGCAGAGGACCGGCAAGUCGGGCAUGCUGCCAGCAAACUAUGUGGAGUGCUGCAACUAGAGGCAGAAUAAGAUAAAACCACCGUCAGUGUCCGAAGCAUCAGCAGUUGGUGAUGGUCAGUUACAAGGUGUCAUGUCCAUAUGAUUCCUUGCUCCACUGGAGGUUGAAGGCAUAAAAUCAACAGACAUAUAAUAUGAAAGUGGCAGAAAGCAUCAGGAGCAGGUUUACUAUAACUGAACAUCACACACUGUUGAUGUGGGAAAGUGAAGGUGAGAGGGUGGAGAUUUUAACGUAGAGGAGGGUAAGAGAACGAGAUCAAGGUGGAGCCAGUGAUGGAACCAGGAGGGAAGGUGGAACAGAUCAGACUCAUAGCGUAGGAGUACACAUGUCUAAUUAUCAUGUAAAAUAAGAACAGGAUGUUACAGAGAAUCCCAAACCAACAGCUCUUAGUUCUACUAACAGCUGAGGGUCCGGUCAAACCAGCAGAUGGAAGUCCAACCCUCAGACAGUUUAUCCUGUGUUUGAGGCCAGUCGAUGCAGCGUUGCCUUGUUUGUACAGUCACAGAAGCCAGACUCGUAUUUAAUACAUAGGAACCAGCAGAGCCAAGUUGGUUUGAACCGUUUGUCAGAUUUGUGGACAUAAAGAAAACUACACAAUAUCAGAGAGAACAGGAAGGUUAGAUUGAGAAGCCAAGAUGAUGAGGAUGAUGAAGGCGAAGAGGCCAGAAGGUGAAUGAAAGGCAGCGACUCAGCAAUAGAAACAAGGAGAAAGAUCCCAGAAGACCAACUAUUUGUUUGUCCUCACUUUUUAUUGAUCUUCAGCUGAGUUGUUUUUGUAUUGACGGAGAAAGACAGACAGUUCACAGCCUCAGAUUUCAGUGGCAGCACUAACCUGUGUUUGUGAAGGACUCAACUAACACACUGUGUCUUUCUGUUCACCCCCUCAAAUGAUUUCGUAUCUAUUUUUAUGUAUGAAUAAAGUUUUUCAUGUUAUGUUGUGUCCAGAGAAUUUAACACACAGUAACAUUGGUGUGGACUGAAACUAUUUUGAUACACGGAUCCUCUUUUACUCAUGUGUGUUUGGGGUUUGUUUCUUGCUGUUUUGAUGGCCUCCUGCUCAUAUACUCUGCCAUCAUUUGUCCUUAUAGCUGGAUGUUUGGUUUUAUAAAUACUAGAUGCAAUAGAUUAUGAUUUACUGAGUAUUCAUAUGUUACCUGUGUUGACUUUGGAGGGGUCAUGUUAAAAAUCCUUCUUCUUUAGUCUGUAUAUCCACAGAUUAUGCUACAUUUAUUUACAUAUUAUUUUUAAUUGUAUAUCACUCAAUCCCAGUUAUGUUUUGUCAUAUGGUAAUUGCAGUGUGUUAGAUGUGGGAGAAAUAAAAUUACCUAAAUGGAA